CCUACUUCCCAAUUGUGGGUAGAAGCAUAAAGGGCUUAACCGUCAUUACACAUUCCGUCGUCACUCGGCCACCUCCUCAUCUCAUAAAAACCCCCAGAGGAAUUAACAAAACAAAAAAGAAAUUCAAAACAGAGCUCCUAAGAACAUUCCGUCUUUCUCUCUCACGAACACCUUCAGUUCUGAUGCUCAAAGGUGAAGUAAUUGGUGAUUUUGGUUUGGAUUGUUUGAUGAUUGCCUUCCUCAUGAACCGCGCCGCCGAUCUCUCUGCUUCCACCUUCAACCCCCCAUCUCUAAUGACCGCCGUUUCCAAAGAGGGUCUGUUGGAAUUGGAGGCAGAGAAACAGAGAGCUUGCGUUCAUUGUCGCGCCACCAGAACCCCUCUCUGGAGAGCCGGUCCGGCGGGGCCAAGGUCGUUGUGCAAUGCAUGUGGAAUUCGAUACAGGAAGAUGAAGAUGAAUAGCAAUAAUAAUGGGGGAGUGAAUAAUAAUAGUAAUAAUAAGAUGGGAAAAGGGAAGAAAAUGGGAGGAUCAGGAGGCUCAUUGAAAGUAAGAGUAGUGAGAUUAGGGAGAGAGAUAAUGGUGCACAGACCCACGACAGCGAUGGAGGAUGAUAAUGAAGUUGCAGAGUCAAUCGGAGAAGAAGAACAAACGGCAGCGUUGCUUCUUAUGGCUUUAUCUUCCGGCUAUGUGUGACCCUAUGAGAAAUUAUAGCUACCACUUUCGGGAAUUUUACACUUUUUGUCUCUCUGUCAUUUUGUUUGAAAAGAGAGAAUUUCGAGGUGGUCUAGAAUAAAUUUGAAGAAAAUAUAUAUAUUUUUUUCUUUUUAGUGGUAUAGUCUUCUUACAUAUUUAAAAAAGAGGUCAAAGUGAAUUCUAUUAUUAUAUUAUUGUUGUUCCCAUUUACUACAAAUCUCUCCUUACUUCCACUCUUUAAUUCUCACCUCAUGUUAUUAUUAUAC
Molecule: messenger RNA, 958 nt
Organism: Cucumis sativus (cucumber)
Lineage: Eukaryota; Viridiplantae; Streptophyta; Magnoliopsida; Cucurbitales; Cucurbitaceae
Product: GATA transcription factor 15
Exons: 2
Coding region: 183-692 (169 amino acids)
Biological process (GO): regulation of DNA-templated transcription
Molecular function (GO): zinc ion binding; sequence-specific DNA binding
Source: RefSeq, a predicted model, not a curated record